Molecule: messenger RNA, 1152 nt
Organism: Rhodotorula toruloides NP11
Lineage: Eukaryota; Fungi; Basidiomycota; Microbotryomycetes; Sporidiobolales; Sporidiobolaceae
Product: Velvet factor family protein
Exons: 6
Coding region: 1-1152 (383 amino acids)
Source: RefSeq, a predicted model, not a curated record
AUGUCGCGCCGUCCUCCCGAAGGCGACGAGGACCCCUCCUCGACGUCUUCAAGACGCCAAACACGCCGCAGCUCGCGCUCUGGCGCGUCUAUCUCGGCGGCAGAACCUACCUCCUCUCUCUCGACCGCUCGCACCGGACUUACACAGCCGCAUCCGCCGCUUAUCUCCUCCAACGACCCCGUCGCCUCUUCUUCGUCGUCGUCGCUCGGCGUCGGUGCCGGCCGCGCACCGAGAGAAGCGACUGCUCGACGGGCAUCGAGGAGGGCGUCGCUCGACCCGUACCCGACUGGUCUUGGCGAGUCGCCAGAAGCGGCGAGGGGUACGAGGCGGGCGUCGAGAGCGACAACAGGGGAUCAAGAACGUCAUGGGCGUGUCGAAGAAGAGCAGGAAGACGUGGGAAUGCAGGCAGGAGAGGGCGAAGGACGACGAGCGCCGACGGACACUGCGACAGCUGGUCGACCAAGAACGUACGAGCUCGUCAUCAUGCAGCAACCUCGAGUCGGAGCUGAAGCGGGCAUGGGCAGGAGCACAGUCGGUCGGCUACCCUUGGUACCCGCGCCCAUCGUCGAGGUCAUCGUGCGCGACGAGCGAGGGCGACGAACCGACGUCGACUUGCCCUACCUGCUAUGCACGGCUCGACUAAUGCUAGAGGACGGCCUGACCCGCGCCGAGGUCGCCCAACUCGCUGAGGUGCCGAACGGCGAGGACGCAGAGACGUUCAGCACGCUGGUCGGCUCGCCCUCUGCCAGUCCACGACGCGUCGAAGACCUAGAAGGUCGUCAACGGAACGUCUUUGUCUUCGAGGAUCUCGCCGUGAGGGUUGGCGGGACGUACCGGCUUGAGUUCCGCCUGGAGGAAAUGCGUCUACCGACUGUCCGACAGCUCGCCAGCACCGUCUCGCAACUCUUCGACGUCGUCGAAUGGGCUGACUACCCUGGCAUCCCUCCAUCCGAGGUCGUAACGCAGCUAUCAAUGCACCUGCACCAGCAAGGCGUCCCAAUGUACAUCCCGCCGCUCAUCCUUCCUCAACCUGACCUCCCCCCUCCGCCCGCCGGCUCGAACCCCUUCCCUCCCGAAGACCCUCGCUCAGGCCGUCCUCAUACCGCCUCGAACGGCGAUACCCCGCCUCCCGCCAAUUCCCCGAGCCCUUGA